AUGAAUGCAUUCUUUGAAGGUUAUGUACAUUCUAGAACAAACUUAAAGGAGUUUGUAGACCAAUUUGAUAACGCCUUGAAAAAAAAAAUUGAGAAUGAAAAUCUCGCAGACUUCCAGUCAUUUAAUGUCACAAUUCCCUGCAUAUCUAGAUCUCCGAUUGAAAAGAGGUUCCAAGAGUUGUACACGAUUGCUAAGUUCAAGGAAGUUCAGCAACAAGUCAACGGUAUCAUUGACUUGAAUCCGAAGUUAGCACCAAGUGAUGGUGCAAUAAAGACAUAUAUGGUUGAGGAUGAAGUAGCUUUGGAGGAGUUCACUAAGUUGGUUACGUAUUUUGUGGACUUUAGUGAGGUUGAUGCAGUUGCAAAGUGCUCUUGUGGAUUAUUUGAGAUGAGGGGAAUAUUAUGUCGGCACAUUUUGGCUGUAUUCCGAUGUAACGAUAUUAGAUAUUUGCUGGAAAUAUACAUUUUAGAUCGAUGGAGGAAGGAUAUUAAAAGGCGAUACACAUUAAUCCACAGUAGCUAUGAUGAAGGGGACCAACGACCCGAUGCUAAUAGAUAUUCAAGUCUUUUGAGCAUUUAUUAUCAGAUGAUUACUCAUGCAGCUAGUUCGAGAAAGCAUACUGAGGAUGCGAGAAGUAAGUUACAUGCGAUGAUUGAGCUCUAUCGUGCCAAUGAAGAACCCCCAUCUUUCACUUAA
This is a messenger RNA of Carya illinoinensis, 696 nucleotides long. Its product is annotated as protein FAR1-RELATED SEQUENCE 5-like. The record is from RefSeq and is a predicted model, not a curated record. The coding region runs from base 1 to 696 and encodes 231 amino acids. The transcript has a single exon. Gene Ontology annotation, molecular function: zinc ion binding. Lineage: Eukaryota; Viridiplantae; Streptophyta; Magnoliopsida; Fagales; Juglandaceae.